UUUUUAGCGAAGCGAAACGGUUCAGUUUGAAACGGGGCUCUGGUUUUCAUUUCGGGAUAGUAAUAUACUUUUGAGUCUUAUAGAGGCUAGAGCAUUAAAGUACACCAAGACAGCAAGAUGCAACCCGUUGCGAUGAAUCAACCAGUGCAGAUGCAGAUGCCUACCCCGGCGCCCUCCCAGCGCAGUAGGUACUCCUGUGCGGUCAAGUCGCUCGGAACUAUGCAGAUCAUCAAUGCAGGAAUCUCGGCCGCGUUGGGCAUCGCCACAUUCUUUGUCUGGACCACUAUUGCCGUUAUAGCAUCCGGCGUGUGGGGAGGUCUUUUGUUUUACCUUCCUGCUGGAAUCCUUGGUGUGUUGUCCGUUACCAGGGCUGUUAAUUCGCGGAGAUGCUUGGCCAUCGCAAGCCUGGUCAUGUCCAUCCUUUCUGCAGUAAUGGCUUUCAGCAAUAUUGCAGUGUAUGGUGUGGCCAUUGCACACGACCUAGCUCUCGCCUAUUCUGACUAUCACGGCCCCUAUUUUUAUGGAGAUCCGUCUGGGCCGCUGGCGAUGGAUUCCCUCUUGGUGUUUACUUCCGUGCUUGAACUCAUCGUGUCAAUCACUGCCUCUGCGUACUGCUGCUUCGUCAUGAGUGAAUAUCAACUGAACAACACCACCACGGUCCAGUACGUCUCCACUCAAGCCACCCCACAGGUGAUGGUGUACAACCAGCCAGCCGCCGUACCCUACACACCAGACGCCCCAGGCACGUUCGUGACUAACCAGGCCCCAGUUCAACAGCAGGCCUUCGGGGCCAGCGCUGCUGGUGAACAAGAUAUGGAAAAGGAUACCAUGAACUUUACUUGAGUCUGCAUUCAGAAAACAGCCGUCGUGCAUAGCUUGAGCGACUUCGGGCGAAAUUAGUUUGUUUUCGUCAUUAAAAAAAAGAUUAUCAAUAAAUCCUUACAUUCCUAAUACGGAUUGUACUGUUAAAAUUUCUUUAUUCAAAAUUCACUUGCUAAACUUCCAAUUAAAGAUAAUAAUCCUAUACAAGGUUUGUUCUUUUCUAACAAUCCAUUUUAGUAUAUCCUUUUUUAAUGUUCACGUUAUUGAAAAUUCCUAUGUAAGUAUUAACUGCCAAAUUUGUUAGGCUCAAAUGAUUAAGAAAUGAGUAUGAGAAUAAAUAUUUAAAAAAGUGCAUCAUAACUGUGAAAUUAAACCUCUCACCUUGAUAAAUAUAUAUUCACGCUCGUGUACAUAUUUGCUUCGAUUAAGACAACGCAUUGCCUUUCUAAAUAAUUGUGUAAGUAUUUUUCGCUGUUUGUUUUCUGAAAGUUAUUUUUUUUUCUAAGUUGACUAGGCCUUCCUUGUCUCAUACAUAGUACUGAACCCUUCGCAAAAAAACCCAAAGAUUCAACAUUAUAUAGCUGGGUUAGAACUGUGAAGAGCACGAUUCCUGGCUUAAUCAUUUUUUUUAUAAUAUAAUUUUUAGUACUCCACUCUACCUAUAGAGUGACUGCCAUCAGUUUUGUAUCUGUUUUCAGCUGCGUGUAGUACCUCAAUAAUCAUCAUAUCUCCCCGUUAGUCCGUUAGCUAGUAACAAACGUUGACAUUGUCUAUUGCUCCUACAUAUUUUGACAGUAGCCCAGCCCCAACAUGCAACAUGACCAGUCAAAGGUAAUCAUGGGGCCACUGGGGACAAAAACCUGAUGUUUACUCAAAAAAAAAACUUCCAGAAAUUUGAAAACACAAUCACGUGACUCAUGCAUGAACACGAAUUCGUUGGCCCGCAGCUUCCGAGAUCCGACCGAGCUUGUUCAGUAAGCUUGUUCAGUAAUGAUAUAUUAUUACUCUACCUUGAGUGACCGUCAUCCGUCUUGUAUCUGUUUUUUCCCAGUAAUAAUGUAUUAGUACUUUACUCUAUACAGAGUGACCGCCAUCAGCCUUCUGUCUUGGUUAUUUCUAGUAAUAAUAUAUUAUUACUCUACUCUACAUAAAGUGACCGUCAUCAGUCUUGUAUCUGGGUUUAUUCCAGUAAUGAUAUAUUAUUACUCUACUCUUCCUAGAGUGACCGCUAUCAGUCCUGUAUCUGUUUUUUUUCCAGUAAUAAAUUAUUAUUACUCUACUCUACCCAAAGUGACUGUCAUGCACCAGUCUUGUAUCUGUUUUUAGCAAUAAUAUGUUAAUCGCCAUGUGCAGCUGUAAAAAAUGCAUUUAAUCAAAAUGCUAUACGAAGUGGGACCUUGUCGGCCAAUGUGUCUAAAGAAUAUCUUUUAACUUAAAGCUGUUUUCAGACAAAAUAAUUCAAGAUGUUGAAAAAUGAUCCUUGGUAUUUAGGCUCAGAUAGUUUAAACUUUUGGCGCAAUUCAACCAAAAAGUAAUUAAAUUGCCUCUUUUCAUUAAACCGGUGUACUGUCGUA
This is a messenger RNA of Patiria miniata (bat star), 2396 nucleotides long. RefSeq lists its product as uncharacterized. The coding region runs from base 118 to 843 and encodes 241 amino acids. The transcript is spliced from 7 exons. The record is from RefSeq and is a predicted model, not a curated record. NCBI's taxonomy places the organism in Eukaryota, Metazoa, Echinodermata, Asteroidea, Valvatida, Asterinidae. Gene Ontology annotation, cellular component: membrane.